Aspergillus novofumigatus IBT 16806 is the source of this 1799-nucleotide messenger RNA. RefSeq lists its product as uncharacterized. Gene Ontology annotation, cellular component: mitotic spindle; DASH complex. The record is from RefSeq and is a predicted model, not a curated record. The transcript has 7 exons. The coding region runs from base 178 to 1443 and encodes 421 amino acids. Lineage: Eukaryota; Fungi; Ascomycota; Eurotiomycetes; Eurotiales; Aspergillaceae. Gene Ontology annotation, biological process: mitotic cell cycle.
GCCUAACACAAUAAACAUUUAUCGCCGGAGGGAUUAUCGUCGUGUGUUUAUGCAUCCCCUCAAUAUACCUGCAAUCCACUACCAAACUAAUUCACCACAAACAUCAACAAUUGUUUAUCCAACACGCUCAACCCCACUCUUCACGCGUUUCGCAUAACACCGGGCUUCCUACAACCCAUGGCAGUACGCAGUACAGCGGAGGAGAUGGACAGGCUCCAGCUAUCCGACGAUGAUUCUGAUGACCUCUGGAAUUCUCCCUCAAAAAGGCGAAGCAACAAGCCGACACACCAUAAAGUCCCAGAGGAGCGCAGCACUACACCCGACACCAGGCCCUCCCACGACGGUGAGACACUUUUAGAUCGCCAGGAAGCGCGCGAAGCCGCGUUGCAACAUGAAUUACAGACCGUCCGGAAUAUCAAUCAGGUAAUCGAAGGAUUACUGGGUAGUUUAGAUCGUGCGAAAGGGAAUAUGGAUACUGUUGCGCGCACUGUUGACUCUGCUUCGACUCUGCUGAACACAUGGACCCGUAUUCUAUCUCAAACCGAACAUAACCAGCGACUGAUACUCAAUCCCAACUGGCAAGGCGCACUCCAGGAUGUUGCGGAUAUGGAAAACGAAGAGCUCCUGCGUCAACAGGCCGCAGAAAGACGCGAACGAGAGUUGCAGCAGCAGAGAGAGGCAGCAGCACGAAAGGCAGAGGAAGAAGAGAAGAAGAGAGCUCUGGCAGGUAGCGCUAGAGGGACGCGUGGGACAACUACUCGAGGUAGAAUUGUCCGAACCACGGGCCUGGGAAGAACCCCGAGCGUGUCCUACUCCGGAACCAGCUCAAGCACAUCGAGAAUUGCAGCGAACCGAGGGGGUACUUCUACAACGACAUCUACACGCAGGCCAGUCAACAUAAUGAACUUCGCACCCUAUCAAGAUGAGUCUCCCGAGGUCGAGCGAGCCCUUUCGCCACCACUAGGCGACGCCAAUCGUUUCAAAUCGCCCGUUCUUCAGUCCCCGCGCGGAUCUCCCCGAUCCCCGGUGCGCAACCAGAUCCAUGGUGGCGGACAGGGAAACCAAGGGUAUGGACGAGAUGUCGAGGGUGGAAGAUGGAAUCUAGGAGCCUUUGAAACAAGCCUCCCGAUCCGGAUGGACGUUGAAGCUAUGCUGGCAUAUCUUCUUCUCCCUCCAGCGGGUGGGGUAUUCCUGUUGCUGUUGGAGCAUAAGAGCGACUAUGUUCGGUUUCAUGCUUGGCAAUCGAGCAUGCUCUUCACAGUCAUGUUUAUCGUCCAUCUUAUUUUCUCCUGGUCGAGCUUUCUUUCCUGGCUCCUAUUUAUUUGCGACCUCGGCUUGAUGGGAUUUCUGAGCAUGCGCGCCUAUCGGGAUGUCGACACGCUUGAACACUUUGAGGUUCCUAUAUUUGGGCGUCUCGCAAACUCCUUUGUGGAUAAUGAGUAGGGUCAAUCUUGCUUCAGCGGUCUUGCAUAUCAUGUUGUAAUACCCUUUUCUGUCUCUCUCUCGCUCUCUCUCUGGCGCGGAAUCUGGGUUGCCUGGCUGGAAGUGAGGAUUCAUGUACAGCAUUUGUUUUGAUCCCUGUUGCUUUGUCGUCUGUCCUUACUCCAUGUUGCGAUCCUUCUGUUCGGCCCUGGCCACCAUUUUUCAGCGUGCAUUUGACAUGACUCUCCUGUUAUUAUGGGUGUACUAUGCAUUGUUCAGUCUGUAACACUAACGGAGGAUAUUUCUUAAUACUGACAGACAUCUGAAAUACAUUCACAGAAUCUUUGUCUUUUUUGAGAGCAGACUUCCGGACUAAU